AUGUCAAUAGAAUCUGCAAGAACUGUAACUUUAGGAACAUUUGAAAAUAAUAAUAUGGUAACACCUAUAUCGACAAUAAACAAUAAUGAGCAAAUGAGUUCGGAAUUAUUAGAGUUGAGAUCGCGGGUUGAGCAAAUAGACAAAGAAAAGGAAGCAAUAAAAAAGGAAAAGCAAGAAUUGUUGACUCAUUGUGAAUCAAUUAAAGAAGAAAAGAAUCAAUUAGAAACACAAUAUCAAACUUUGUUAAAUAAACUAAAGGUUAUCGCAGAUAAAUAUAAAUCUAAUAUGGAUGAACUAAAUAAAUCGCGUCAAGAAAAAGAUCAACUGAGCCAACAAAAUCAAGAACUUUCAGAAAAGCUCAACAGAUUACAAUCAGAGAUGUCGGUUGUUAACGAAGGAAAUCAAAGGAUAACAAGUCAAUUGGAAACAUUACAAUCUCACAUUUUUGAGAUACAAGAACAAUCAGCCAAUGAAAUUAACGAGAAAGAUAAUUAUAUUAAAAAAUUACAAAACGAUUUGGAUCGUUCAGAGAGUGAAAGAGAAGAAUUGGAGGUUGUUGCAAUGGAAUUAAAAAGUGCCAAAGAGGUUUCACUUAACCGCAUAAAACAUUUUGAAAUGGAAACAGAAUUAUUAAGAAACGAAAAAGAAACUUUGAAAAUUGAAAAAAAUAAUGAAUCUGAAAGUUUGGCAAAUUUACAAGCUGUUUUAGAAGAAUUUGAAGCUGCUAAACAAUCUGAAAUAAAAGAAGCAGUUGAAGGAAUGCAGCGAAGGCUUUCUACAACUAGUAAAGAAUUAGCAGAAUAUAAAGAUAGAGCAUUGUUGGCAGAAAAUCAAUUAAGGCAAAUAAAACAAGAAGUUGGUAAAACUACUCAAUAUGAAAAAGAAAUCAAAGUCAAAAAUCUUUUGAUUGGCAAAUUACGACAUGAAGCAAUAAUAUUGAAUGAACAUUUGACUGAAGCUUUAAGACGUAUGAGAGAGGAGAGUAGUGAAAAUAAUGUCGACAAACGACUUAUAACAAAUCUUUUGAUUGCAUUCUUUAAUACUCCACGUGGUGAUAGUAAAAGAUUUGAAAUUCUACAGUUAAUGGCCAAUAUGUUACAAUGGAGCGAAGAGCAAAAAGAAAAGGUUGGCCUAAUAAGAAAAGCAUCAAUAAAUAGACCUAUAGAGGACCGAUCUAGUGGCUGGGUAUCAGGUCUAUGGACUCCAACCUUGGAGAGACCUCGUAGUAGGUUAUCAGAAGAUGUCCCUAGACCAACUAUUCGUAUAAGUGAAGAUGAGGAAGAUCGCCCAAAAGAGGUAUUAAUUUGA
This is a messenger RNA of Entrophospora candida, 1308 nucleotides long. The record is from the annotation of a GenBank genome assembly. NCBI's taxonomy places the organism in Eukaryota, Fungi, Glomeromycota, Glomeromycetes, Entrophosporales, Entrophosporaceae.